AUGGACGAAUGGACGAAAGUAUCAAUUGGCCUAUACAUCCACCAAGUUACGACCUUUUUCAAGGCAAAGAACGUGGAUUACCAAGAAGACGAUGGGACUCAACAGCGAUGCAUUGUCAUGAUGGUGGCAAAUUUCCGUGGCCUUGCCGCAGCCUGGUACCAAGACCGGCUUUCGCGCGGUGCCAAGUUCCGACGAAUCUGUACGCAAGUGUGCGACAUGACCGAGCGCGACAAGUUCAACAACCGACACCAAGGAAGUCGCCCACCACAUGCGUAUCUUCAACGCCAGCGCCAAGAUGACGACAUGGAAGUAGACAACGCCCAAGUACAACACCGUGGACAACGCCAAGUAGGCCCCUUUUACAACUGCGGACGUAUGGGCCACAGAAUCAGUGACUGCCGCUCUCCACCCCGGAACAAUCAAGGAAGAAGCCAAGCUCAACCCCAGCGCAACAACAAUUCAAGACAUGCCAACCGGCCUCAGCGAGCCCAGUGUAAUAAACCAAGUCGUCAGCACAAUACCCAAGUAACCAAAGUCAACAGCGACACAGAAGGCAGCGAAGAUGACGUAGAAGAAGUGAUCCUAGGCAACAACAUGGGCCUAGCCCAGCAAGACUCCGCGGAGGAGGAGUCGCUUAACAUCAAUACCGCCCAGCAAGCAGUGCCAGCGCAAGAAAACAAGUUGAUGAUAGUUCACGGCGCACUCGACAGUACAAGCGUUCGCAUCCUGAUCGACUCUGGUGCCUCGAACUUGCUUUGCCGCCCAGGCUUGGUCAAGACAGUGAUCCGCUCCAAAGAAGUUCAAGCAGAAGGCUUCGAUGGACACUGCUCUGGCAUCAAGAAAGUGAAGGAAGUAUCUGGCACACUUUGCUUUGGUCAAUGGACGUUCCCAGAUCUUAUACUUACCGAGUGGGAUCUCGGGAAGAAGGACUUUGACGUCAUAUUGGGAAAACCAUGGUUCUUUCGUUGCAACCCUGUCAUCGACUGGCGUACCCACCAAAUCCUCAACGUCAACUCAAGUGAAGUCGAGCCUGAACGAAUCGAAGGAUGGAUGAUCAAAGUCACGACGAAAACGGAACCUCAGCAGAAGUUACACCCGCUCGUGGCCAGGGUUGUGGAAGAAUUUCGUGACGUGCCCAAAUCCACUUGCGAACGGUCGUUUGACUACUGGGUCAACCACGAUCGGUGCUCCUCGUCAAACAGGAAACGCGCGUCGGCCACCUUUGGCUUGAUAACGCCGUUUGGCCUCGGCGAGCUGAACCUGUUCUUGAACUAA
Molecule: messenger RNA, 1275 nt
Organism: Aphanomyces astaci
Lineage: Eukaryota; Oomycota; Saprolegniomycetes; Saprolegniales; Verrucalvaceae
Exons: 2
Coding region: 1-1275 (424 amino acids)
Molecular function (GO): zinc ion binding; nucleic acid binding
Source: RefSeq, a predicted model, not a curated record